Molecule: messenger RNA, 582 nt
Organism: Lachancea mirantina
Lineage: Eukaryota; Fungi; Ascomycota; Saccharomycetes; Saccharomycetales; Saccharomycetaceae
Source: the annotation of a GenBank genome assembly
AUGCCAGUCUCUAAAUCUUUGGCCAAGGUCCAAAAAAACUUGAAAGCGGGUAAGAAGGGAACUAGAGUGCACCCUAAGGGAAGAAAGUUGCAGCAAUUGGCUACUUCAACGCUGAGAGAACAGACAAUUGCGGCAAAAAAAAAGGCAUAUAAUGAUCGUCGAAGCUACGAGCUUGCGCGCUUUAAAUUCAUCCAGGAAGUAAUAAAUUCUUCAUCUUUUGAAGAAAGAAAGUCUUUUUCGCUCGAAGAAAUCACAGUUUUUGUCAAGGAAUUUGUUGGACGCGAUGACGAAGAGCUCGAGAUUUUGAAGGCCAAAAGAAGGGCAAAUAGACCUCCGAGUAACAGACAAGUUCUUUUGCAGCAAAGGAGAGAUGCGGAAUCGGAAGAACUGAAAUCUGGGUUUCUGGCUCCCGAUUUGAUGGAUCCGGAGAACGUGACGUUUUUGAGGAAAUGGAAUUUGAGCUUCGGAUCCAUGAGCACUCUUAAAUUACUUAGGGUUAACGACAUGGCCGAGAGGGUAAUUGGUGGCUCUAAAAAUGCCCUUGAUAAGGCACCCGACGUCGAAAUGAGUAAGGGUGCCUGA